Cyprinodon variegatus (sheepshead minnow) is the source of this 2492-nucleotide messenger RNA. RefSeq lists its product as uncharacterized. The coding region runs from base 79 to 2457 and encodes 792 amino acids. The transcript is spliced from 4 exons. Gene Ontology annotation, molecular function: GTP binding. The record is from RefSeq and is a predicted model, not a curated record. Lineage: Eukaryota; Metazoa; Chordata; Actinopteri; Cyprinodontiformes; Cyprinodontidae.
AAUGUUGGAGCCAAACAGUGUUUGGCCUUCGGUGGAGAGUGGAGCGAAAAAACAGUAACUGUAGUAAAAACUCCUAAUAUGUUCAGUCUGUCUGAUGAGGAAAUUCAAAGACAAGUGAAGAAAUGUGUGAGACUCUGUUCUCCUGGACCAAAUGUUCUGCUGCUGUUGGUGAAACCUUCAGAAUUUACUGAAAGUGACAGAGAAACACUGAUGUUCAUCCUGAGUUUGUUUGGUCAAGAUGCUUUCAAACAUUCAUUGAUCAUCUUAACAAAUGAGGGUGAAAUAAGUUCAUCUGUCAAUGAGCUCCUCAGGCUGGUUCAAGUAAGAUGCUACAACAUGAAUGAUAAUGACCGCAGUCUGUUGAUGAAGGAGAUUGAGAACAUCGUGGAGGAGAAAAAAGGGAAAAGUCUGACCUUCACAGAAGAAACCGUCAGAUUCCAACAUAAACCAAUGAAACCAUUAAACUUGGUUCUGUUUGGGAGGAGAGGACCAGUGAAGACCUCAGCAGCCAAGGCCAUUCUAGGUCAGAUAGAUCUUCCUUCAGCCUCCAGCUCAUCAGAGUGUGUUAGAAACCAGGGAGAGGUUAGUGGACGUUUGGUUUCUGUGGUGGAGCUGCCUGCCUUGUGUGGAAAAGCUCAGCAGGAAGUGAUGGAGGAAUCAUUCAGGUGUAUCUCCCUCUGUGAUCCUGAGGGUGUCCACGCCUUCAUCCUGGUCCUACCUGUGGGUCCCCUCACUGAUGACGACAAGGGAGAAUUACAGACCAUCCAGGACACAUUCAGCUCUAGAGUCAAUGACUUCACCAUGAUCCUGUUCACUGUGGACUCAAAUCCUACAGCUGGAGAUGUUAACUUCAUAGAGAAUGAUAGAAACAUCCAGGAGCUCCUUCAGAGCUGUGGAGGAAGAUAUGUUGUUCUCAACAUCAAGGACAGACAGCAGAUCCCAGAACUGAUGGAGAGUGUUGACAAAUAUAGUGAUAAAGGGUUCAGCUUUUCAUUAGACAUGUUUACCAGAGUCUUGAUGGAAAUAACUUUAAUACUGAAACUGGAGAAUGUAGAACAGAAAAGUGGGAUGAAGAUUAAAGAUGAUUUAGAGUCAAGAGAACGACCCAGGAAAGAGACAGAAGAACUGAAGAAAAGGGAAGAAAAGCAGAAUAAAAAAUACGGUGAAGAAUUUAAAGCCCUUCAAUCUAAAUUUGAACAGGAAAUAAAGGAGAAAGACAAAUUGAUGAAGGAGUUUGAAAAGAUAAAGAAAGAACUGGAUGAAGAGGAAAGAAAAUGGAAAAGAGACGAAGAAUCCCAGCGGAAACAUUGGCAGCAAAAAGUUGGUGAUUUACAAAAACAAGUUAGUGUUGAACGACAACAAAAAGAGGCGGCUGAGAAGAAGCUGGAAGAGAGCAAACGAGAGAGGGUAAAGGAGAGGGAAGCUUUGGAGAAAGAAAAGGACAAAAUCUGGGAGCGAAUGCAUGAAGAGCUGAAACAGAACCUGCAGGAGAUGAAGAUGAACUCAGAAGAUGAACCAAUCAAAGCACUGAUGGAAUCACAUACAGCUAAAGCUUUAGCAUGUGGCCAAAUAGCAAGCCUUUCAGAGCUACAGGCUGAAGGGAAACAGCUGGAAAUGAAGACCACUGACACAGCAAUGUCAGCAUCUGGUCAAACGGAGAAUAUCUCACAGCCUCAGGAUAAACUGAAUGAGCAGAAAACAGAGAUCAGUGACACAGAUAAAGAUGGAGAGAAUGCCACUGAGUCAGGAUCCACCAGUCAAGCAGAAGCUAAGGAUCAGGAUAGAUCAGAACUGUCCGGGACUGUAGAAGGAAGUAGCUCUAAAGGUCCUAUGGAGUCCUGCAGCCUUCAUUGUUUGCGGAUUGUUCUGAUUGGGAAGACCGGCAGUGGGAAGAGCUCAUCAGGAAACACCAUCCUGGGAAGAAGAGAGUUUAAAACUGAAGCAUCUCCACAGUCAGUUACUUUGAACUGUCAAAAAGCUGAAACUGAAGUAGACGGUCGUCGUCUUGCUGUUGUCGACACUCCUGGUCUGUUUGACAACAAUUUGUCACCUGAGCAGGUCAAUGAGGAGCUGAUGAAAUGCAUUGAUCUUCUGGCUCCAGGUCCACAUGUCUUCCUGCUGGUGAUACCGAUCGGCAGAUUAUCACCAGAGGACAGAAAGACAUUCACUCUUAUUGAGGGAGUUUUGGGAGAAAAUUAUGAAAAGUUUACAAUCAUCCUUUUCACCAAAGGAGGAGCACUAAAACAAGAUGACAUGUCCAUUGAAGAUUAUAUUAAAGAUUUAUGUGAUGAUUCCUGUAAGAAGCUGAUCUCUGACUGUGGAGGAAGAUACCAUGUGUUUGAAAACUAUGAUAAAAAGAACCGCUCACAAGUUACUGAGCUGAUCCAAAAGAUCGAUGACAUGGUAAAGGUCAAUGGAGGCAACUGCUACACCAGCGACCUGCUGAACAAUUAUUGAAUCUGCUACAACUGUAGCCUGCUUAAAUGUUAAAU